Molecule: messenger RNA, 852 nt
Organism: Candida tropicalis MYA-3404
Lineage: Eukaryota; Fungi; Ascomycota; Pichiomycetes; Serinales; Debaryomycetaceae
Product: CFEM domain-containing protein
Exons: 1
Coding region: 1-852 (283 amino acids)
Source: RefSeq, a predicted model, not a curated record
AUGUUGUCCUUAACCUUAUUGUCCAUCGCUUCCCUUUCCUUGGUCUACGCUGCUGACGAGGCAGACGCUUAUACACAAUACCCUUCCGUUCCGCAUACAGCCUCUAUCAAUGGUUUUGCUGACAGAAUCUACGACCAAGUGCCAUCCUGUGCCCAAGAAUGUUUGAAACAAUCCACCAGCAACACCCCAUGUCCAUACUGGGACACCGGUUGUUUGUGUGUCAUGCCUCAAUUCGGUGGUGCCGUCGGUAACUGUGUCGCCGAAAACUGUCAAGGCUCUGACGUCGGCAGCUUCGAAUCCUUGGCCACCUCCAUCUGUUCCUCUGCCGGUGUCUGGGAACCAUACUGGAUGAUCCCAGGAAGUGUCUCUUCAGCCUUGGCCAGCGCUGCUACCGCUGAAGUCGAAGCCACCACCACCGACGAAGCCACCACCACUGCUGAAGAAACCACCGAAGCUGAAGAAACCACCACCACCGCUGCUGAAGAAACCACCGAAGCUGCUGAAACCACCACUGCUGCUGAAGAAACCACCGAAGCCGCUGAAACCACCACUGCUGCUGAAGAAACCACUGAAGCCGCUGAAACCACCACUGCUGCUGAAGAAACCACUGCUGCUGAAGAAUCCUCUGCUGCUGAAACUACCACUGCUGCUGAAGAAUCCACCGCUGCUGAAGAAACCACUGAAAAGGCUGAAUCUUCUUCUGCUGCUGCUGAAGAAUCCUCUGCUGCUGCUGAAUCUUCUUCUGCUGCUGCUGAAUCUUCUUCUGUCUCUGUUGAAGUUGCCAAUGCUGGUCAUAUGCAAACCGCUGGUGGUGUCAUUGCUGCUGUCGCCGCUAUUGCCGCUUUCUUCUAA